This is a messenger RNA of Dama dama (fallow deer), 2391 nucleotides long. RefSeq names its product kelch domain containing 7A (gene KLHDC7A). The record is from RefSeq and is a predicted model, not a curated record. Gene Ontology annotation, molecular function: protein binding. NCBI's taxonomy places the organism in Eukaryota, Metazoa, Chordata, Mammalia, Artiodactyla, Cervidae. Bases 1 to 2391 code for a protein of 796 amino acids. The transcript has a single exon.
AUGCUCCCCAGAGGAGGAGGAGCAGAGGCCCAGGACUGGCAUCUGGACAUGCAGCUGACGGGCCAGCUGGUGCUGUCCGCCGCUGCCCUGCUCCUGCUGACCGCAGCCUACAGGCUGUACAAGUCCAGGCCAGCCCGGGCCCUGCCGCGGCAGGGGGGCACCGAGGCCCGGGCAGAGGGGGAGGCGGAGGGCUCCAGGCAGCCUGCCGUCCAGGAGGCUGGUCCCCGGGCGCCACAGUGGGACGUGAGACGCCGCAGGGGAAGCAAGGCGGGCACAGGAUUGCCGGGCUGCAGCUGGGAGAACACGGAGGCCUCCAGAGUCCCGGCCUCCAGAGCUUCCUCCGCAGCCUCAGAAGCUGGAGAGGCUGGGAAAGCUGGGAGGAAAGGUGCUAGAGCGGAGCAUGCUGGGCAGCGCCCGGAUGCUGACCUGGCAGCUCCUCGGUGCGGAGGCCAGGAAGCCGGAACAGCCGUGGACGGUAGGCCCGAGCUGCCCCACCACUGCCAGCCGUGUGGCGAACCCCCAGUGCCCCCCGCUGGCCUCCCCGCCGUGGAGAGCGGCCGUGUGGGCGGUGAGCUCGCUCCCUGGCGGGACAGUGGACCCCCCAAGCAUCCAGGGGGUGGGGAGCAGGAAUCCCCCCAUGAAGGUCAGGCGGCCUGCCCUGAAGCCCGGUGUGACAUGAACAACAGCUGGGUCUUUACCCAUGCGUCAGGGGUCCACAGGGAGGAGGCGGGGGCCCUCCAGGCUGCCUCGGACCUGGGCCUGGCCCUGCGUCAGCGGGAGGGCGGCUCCGACGCCUCCUACACCUUCUCGUCUGUGGCCCGGGUUCGAGUAGAGGAGAAUUUCAUACGGGAGAAGGUGGAGGGGAUCAGGCCCAGGCUGAAGGGCAAGGUGUACGAUUACUACGUGGAGUCCACGUCUCAGGCCACCUCCAGGAGCAGGCUGGCCCCCAGAACAGCCGCCCCACUGGGGGCUCCAGCCCCGGAGUCAGUAUCAGACCCCCUGGGAAUGAGGACAGCGUCUGAAGGGCCCGCCGAUGACAGAGAGGGUGGACCGGAGACCACCGCCUCUCCCCGGCCUGUCCCCUCCCACUCCACACGAGGCUUCAGCCGCAAGGAGAGCCUCCUUCAGAUCGUGGAGAACCCGGAGCUUCAGCUGCAGCUCGAUGGCUUUGGGGACCCUCUUUCAUCCUGCCCAGACCAGGGUGCCCUGCCCACUCGCCCCACGUCCCAGGAUUCUCCUGAGUUCAGCCCAGCCGGAAGCCGCAGGAAUCCCCCCGUGCACUCUGUGGCUGGAACCAACUUCUUCCGCCCCCAGCUCGGCCCUGGAUCAGCCCCAGAGGUCCACCUGGAUCUGGGCAAUUGCUACGAGGCGCUGACCUUCGCCAAGAGGGAGAAACUGGAGCCCCUGAAGGAGGCGGCCUACAAGGUGAUGAGUGACAACUACCUCCAGGUCCUGCGGAGCCCCGACAUCUACGGGCGCCUGAGCGGGGCGGAGCGUGAGCUGGUCCUCCAGCGCCGGCUGCGGGGCCGCAAGCGCCUGGUGGUGGCCGACGUGUGCCCCCAGGAAGGCUCCGGCCGCCUCUGCUGCUACGACGACGCGCGGGACGUCUGGCGCCCGCUGGCCCGCCUGCCGCCCGAGGCUGUGUCCCGGGGCUGUUCCAUCUGCAGCCUCUUCAAUUACCUCUUCCUGGUGUCCGGUUGCCAGGGCUCGGGGCGCCAGCCCUCCAAUCGCGUCUUCUGCUACAACCCGCUGACGGACAUCUGGAGCGAGGUGUGCCCCCUGAACCAGGCUCGGCCGCACUGCCGGCUGGUGGCCCUGGACGGACAGCUCUACGCCGUCGGGGGCGAGUGUCUGAACACGGUGGAACGCUACGACCCUCGCCUGGACCGCUGGACCUUUGCGCCGCCGCUGCCCAACGACACCUUCGCCCUGGCGCACACGGCGGCGGCGAGCGGGGGCGAGCUCUUCGUCACCGGGGGCUCGCUGCGCUACCUGCUGCUGCGCUUCUCCGCCCGGGAGCAGCGCUGGCGCGCCGGGCCCACCGGGGGCGGCAGGGACCGCACGGCCGAGAUGGUGGCGGUCAGAGGCUUCCUCUAUCGCUUCGACCUCAACCGCAGCCUGGGCAUCAGCGUCUACCGCUGCAGCGCCAGCGCCCGCCUCUGGUACGAGUGCGCCACGUACCGGACGCCGUACCCCGACGCCUUCCAGUGCGCCGUGGUGGACGAGCUCGUCUACUGCGUGGGGCGUCGGCGCACGCUGCGCUUCCUGGCUGACUGCGUCUCGCCCAGGUUUGUGCCCGAAAUGCUGCAAGCCUUCCCCUCCCCGCAGGGCACCCUUCUGCCCACCGUCCUGACCUUGCCCGGUCCUGAUGUGCCCCAGACCAGGGUCUAG